GUACGGAAAGAUUCAGAGUGUGAAACUACAGACAGCCAAGGAGAAUGACGCGGACAGUACUGCCACCGUGGCAUUCAAUGACAUCAAGUCGGCGGCUAAGGCGCACCAUGCCAAGAACAGUAUCGGAGAGGUGACCUUGAGGACUGACUAUUGGGAAGGCUCAACCGGCACUCCGGUGUUGGCCAGCACCCCAGUGGUAGGCAGCAAUACUGUCCGGAGUGCCGUGUACACCAGCACAACCCCAGCCUCCUCCAGACUAGCAUCCACCUUCUCCAGCUGGUCCAAGGG
Messenger RNA from Candidula unifasciata, 288 nucleotides. NCBI's taxonomy places the organism in Eukaryota, Metazoa, Mollusca, Gastropoda, Stylommatophora, Geomitridae. The record is from the annotation of a GenBank genome assembly.